This is a messenger RNA of Onychostoma macrolepis, 10302 nucleotides long. RefSeq lists its product as uncharacterized. Bases 133 to 6969 code for a protein of 2278 amino acids. Gene Ontology annotation, cellular component: cell junction; cortical actin cytoskeleton; cell projection. The record is from RefSeq and is a predicted model, not a curated record. Gene Ontology annotation, molecular function: actin filament binding; phospholipid binding. Gene Ontology annotation, biological process: muscle cell development; actin cytoskeleton organization. The transcript is spliced from 33 exons. Lineage: Eukaryota; Metazoa; Chordata; Actinopteri; Cypriniformes; Cyprinidae.
CCAGGAGUCCAAGGAGGCCAUCCUGGGCUGCGUCUUGUGCAUUCUCAACAUGCACAAGAAGGUGGACAACUAAAUUCUGGAGGAACGAGUAUAGCUUGGACUUCAUUAUUUUCUUUUGAUUUAGAACGAACCAUGUCGGAGAGCAUCGUGAGGAAAAUCCAGCCGUUCACCAUCGGGACCAAACUCUCGGCGCCGGCCGUGCCAAAGUGCUCGGACUUUCCCGAUGGUUUUCUUCCGAAACGAACGUUCUCGGAUAACUGCAAACUGAGGCACCUGAACGAACAGGUGUCUCUUUAUCUCGGCCGCGACAGACACUGCGGACCCGCGGCGAAGCAUCGGCGCGAAGAGACGUCCGACGACCACCUGAACCGAAACACAGUCUCCCCACCGAACGCUGCGUCCAGAUCCAUUCGUAAGAUCACCAUCUCCAGCCAAAUGGAGGCUGCGAAAGACAGACUGACUCCAGGGAUGGAGCUGAAGAAAAUAAGAGCAAACUCGGAGAAUAUUAAUAACAAUAACAACAUCACAUCCUCCAACACGCAGCUGCCUAAAAUAGUGGGUGUCAGCUGUGAGAAUAAACCCAGCUCACAGUUCAAGGUGUUGCUGUGUAAAGAUGGUGAAAAGCAGUGCGGUGGUGACAAACAGAAAUUCACUUCUUCUCCACAGACCCAGAUACUCAAAACCCAAGCAAGAAAGGAUGUGGUGGACAGUCUGUCCUGCGAGCACAAAGACGUGUGCUUGGUUUCAAAAGUCUCAUCGGUGCAAAAUGACCACAGUUUUACUCAUCAAUACGCCAUCUUCAAUAAGGAGAUCACUCAGGCAGAGACGUGGAUCAGAGCGAAGCUGCGAGACCUGAGGGACACCAGUAACGUCCAUAGAUGUCCUCUGACCGACUGGGAGGAACUUUGUCAAACGCUCCAGAGAGAUUUGAAGGACUUUGAGAACACCGUCAUACAACUCAACCAGAUGGGAGAGCAAUUAAUGUGCAAGCUUAACCCAACAUCUGACCUGGUGAAGAAACAGCUGGCUCAGAUCCGCGACCAAUGGAACGCGCUCAAACAGACGGCAGCCAAUCAAAUCAAGGCGAUGGGCGGGGCUAAGACUCUCCAGGAGUUUAAUAAGAAGGUGGAUUGUCUGGAGGCGUGGAUCAAAGAGAAGCAGGAACAGGAACAAUUGCUGGCCAGUAUCCUUGGGGAAAACACUGACAAGAUGCAGCUUACCAGGAAGAUACUGGAUUUGAAACAGGAUGAGCAGCUGUAUCAUAAUCUUCAUGAAGAGAUCAAUCAUAUGGCCCUCAGACUGGAAAAACAGGGGAAGACGGAAGGAAAGACCAUCUCAACCCGCAGGAAACACAUCAACAAAAUGUGGCUGAAGGCCCAGUCGCACUUGAAGGAAUAUCAUGAGAAUCUUCAGCUCGCCCUCGAAGUCUCGUCCUUCUACCAGCAGGCCGAUAACAUUGUCUGUUCCAUCAACAACAUGAGAAAAGGCCUCUCUGCAAGCAACGGAGUGGAAAACGCCAGAGACGGGGAAAUUCGGGACAUUGCCAGUCAAAUCAUGAUGCUGGAUGUGAGCGUUUCCCAGCUCUCUAACCUGCACCCGGCGCUGGCAGCCCGCGUCGCACAGAAGCAGAGCGAGGUGAAAGACUGCUGGGCCGUUCUCCAGAAGACUCUCAGGAACGAAAAGGCAGCUCAGCUCCCCUCCACCCCCUCGUUAACCAGGGACGGCAGUGACCCUGAAACCCCGAGCCAAGAGCCGCCCGGCAGCGUGGGAACAGACCCACACAGGAUUAUGGGAAAGGAGGUUAAAGAGGAACAAAAUCGUCUGAAGGGGUUUACGGCCGGGAGAGACGCCGAGCGCUACGGGAAGCCCUCAGACAGCCGGGAUGCUGGAGAGAUGGCAGCGCGAGCCACCCUCAAAUUCCACACGGCCGCUGAAAGCGGGAACGCGCCGAGGCCCGAGUCCAGCGGCCACACACCGCUCCACACGCAACUCCAGAAGUUCACAGUUUCUGCAGACAAGACUCUCUCCUGGCUCAAAGACAGCGUUGCGAUGGCCACUCAGAUCUGCAGUUUGGCCGGGCCGAACGGUUUUGAAGCAGCCAAGAGGCGUCAGGCCUCACUGGAACAGGAUAUCCUGUCCAACAGAGCCAGGAUAGAGCUGGUAAAGAAGGAGGGUUACAGUCUGGUGAGGGCUCAGCAUCCGGGCAGCAUGAAGAUCCAGGAGUUUCUGAGUCAGCUGGAGGUUCUGUGGGAAGAGCUGAAGAGAAGACAUGAGAGGAACGGUCUGGUCCUGAAGGUGUCAGAGGAGCUCAACUAUAAGGUGGUGCGGAUGCUGCAGUCUCUGGCCAGUCUGGAGGCGUGGUUGGAGGCGGUGGAGCUGUCCAUCAGGCAGGCGUCUUUGGCUGGAGACCCUGAGUCUGUGAGCGUGGCGGAGCAAGAGAGCUGCCAGCUGGAGCAGGAGCUGGAGGCCAGACGUCUGGAGCUGCAGAACCUCAGACAGGAAGUAGAUCAUCUGAGCAGUCAAAGACAUCUUCACACUCAGCUGCUUCCUGCACGCCUGAAGGACGUGGAGAUGAAGUUCAGCAGUGUGCAGAUGGCACUGACCCAGCAGAGCUCAGAGCUGAAGGACACGCGGAUGCUCACAGAGUUCCUGGAGAAGGUGGAGCUCGAGGAAAGUCACUACAGCACCCUGGGACAGCCGCUGUGCAGUGAGCUUGACCCUGGACCGUCUCUUCUGGGCUUGCCGGUGAGCGGACACGAUGAGCCCCUGAUGGAAGCCAUUGGGAACCCUGUGAAGGAGCUCAGAGAAGCAGUGGAGAUGCUCAAUGACACAGCGCGGGAGAGGGGCCGCUCGCAGUCACAUGACCAGAGCAUCCAAGAGCUGCUCACCAGGCAUGCCAUGGUGUCGGCUCGCGUGGAGCAGUGUCUGCAGCGCUGUGCCGAGCUCGCCGUAGACGUGCUGGAGAUGGAGAGUGAAAUGGCUGUGAGAUGUGAGCCAGAUCGCUGUGGUCUGGAUGACCUGCAGGAGUACCAGGACCAGCUGGAGGCUGAAUACGGGCUCUUGAAGGAGGAGGUGGAGGCCAUGGUGAGUCUGGCGAGCCGUUUGUCAGACGUGUGUCCGGAGAAGAUGAACGCUGUAGAGACUGAGAUUCAGACCAGCCUGAACGCCUGGGACGAGCUCGGCAAAAGUGUGGCUGAAAACAAGAAGAGACUCCUGCAGUUUGGACACCUGCGCCAUUUCUUUAGGAACUACUUAGCAAUGAUCUCUUGGACAGAAGACACCCGCUCCUGCAUUUUCUCAGAAAGCGCUCUGCGUCAAAGCCGAGAGAACCAGGAGCCUCUGGUUGAGGUUCUGGAUCGGCAGAUAGAACAGAAGUUCGAGGAGUUUGAUCAGCUCACCGUGGCUGGAAAAAAACUGUUUGAUGACGAGCAUCACCUCAACAACAUGAUCAGAGAGAGGAUGGAGGAGCUGAGGAGCAUGCUGGGAUGGAUCCUGGUCCACUGGAGGGCUCAGAAGGAUCAGCUGUUGAGCAGACAGAAGGCUGAAGAAGCUCAGACAGACGCUAUUUACUCCGAGGCUACGGUCUGCAGCCCGCAAACACAGGUGGAAACCUCACCCGAGGUCUCUCAGAAGAGAACAGAAAGCCUCAUAAGUGCUCCCUCUGUUGACAUCGAGGAUGAUUUGCAGCACAAUUAUGGAUAUGAGGUGAUGCAAAGUGUCAGUCCUAAAGGAAGCGAUGAUAGUGGUCAUUUAGAGAGGCCGGAUUCACCGUACCUGGUGCUAAAGGACCCCAGUCCCUCAGCUUUAGGAGGCACCGUCAACCUCAUCCUCAGCUUCAGUAACUCUGGAGACACACAAAUCCAGGUACAGGCGCCUGGCAGGGAAGGUGGUGUGCCAGUGCCCGAACCUGUGCACAGGCCUGCUGAGUCUCACUCUUCUGCCUGUAAAAGCUUUUGGAAGCGCUGCCAGGGGCUUUUUGGUAGUUUAAAGCGAAAGAAAAAGAUUUAUCGACACAGUGCAGAAGAGGUAAGUACUUACUUGCAUGUUAUGGAAAACAACACGGCAGUGUAUGAGAGUAUGGCGCUUCCCCAAGACAAUGCUCCAAGGCCCCCCUCCUCCUCUCCCAGGACCUCCCUGUAUGCUCUCUCCUCCCCUUGCACCUCCCCAUACUCCUCGUCCUCCAUCGAAGACACCCAGGCCAACAACCUUCUGCCAAAAAAUGGCAACAUCUCAAUCUUUAGCAGCCUGAAAAGGAAGAGCAAGAAGGUGAAGAAGAAGAAAGAUGACCGUAGACACACCAUUCAGAAGAUCAUGGGAGAGGAUCUGUCAGAGGAGUCUGAUUUGCCACCUGUAUGUGAACCGGUGACAUAUGAUACACAUACUUGGCCCCUGAAGGAAAGGAAGAAGAGGAAAAAUGCAAGGAAACCAAACAGCGAUGGGACUCAGGUCUUGGACUACAUAAAGAACCCUUUAUUGAAAGACAUAGAUGCAGAAUGUUCUGGAGAGGUUGGAUCUCCAGUUCACAGCACCUUAGAGGUUGCCACCCAAGGACAUUUGAAGAACCACUGCAGAUUUCUGUCCUUGGGCUCUGUGUUAAGCUUCGACCUGCCCAAGGAUAUGAGCCUUAUCCCUAGCAUUCAAGAUGUCAUCACAAUUGGCCAUCCUGAGCAAAAGACAGACUCUCAUCAGCAGGACUCUCAGGUUGAUCGUCCGACAGCUCUGAGUACCUUCAAAACAGUCCGCUCACCUCCAACGCAAAAAGAAGAGCCCAAACAAAUUUACCCAGGUGAAGUAACCCUCAAGAUUGAUUGUAAAGACUCGAAAAAGAUCAGCAUUGACACCGUUUCAUUUACUGAAGAUGAAUUUCCUCCUCCACCUUCUCCAGUUGUUGAAGACAUCUCAAUUGAGGAGAAUCAUCCUUUAUCACUCAGUGAUCUGACCAAUAUCCAACAGAAACAUUUAUCUGGGAUCAGUAUAGUGCCCAAAGAAGAGGUGGUUAGUUGUAACGCAAAUGUGACUCAACUCGAGAACAAGGAGAACCACUAUACAAGUCCUCCAGAAGAUGCAAUCCAAGGGAUAGCUAACCACAGCUCAACUAUGGCAGAGAUUCAUGUAUGUCCUAGUGUCCAUACCUUGAUUCACAAUCUUAAUGGACACGUGUUCCAUAGGCCAGCGAAGACCUCCAGCACUCAACAGUUAAGUCCCAGCCAUGCAUCUCAUGUGGUGUUGAACUUCAGAGCCAAUGGAAGAGAGGACUCAGUGGACUCUGGUCACUCCAGCUCUGGAAGCUUCAAGUUAUGUGCUGAGGGUCCGUACAUAGACUCCUCAGAUUGUCCAGUGCCCAAGAGGACCAUUGGGAAGGUGCAAUCCCUGGAUGCAGGAGUGUCCAACAAGAACUUUGAGUUCUCCAAGGACAAGAGCAUUACCUUAUCAAUCGACAUUGAUGAUCCAGUUCAUCCUGACCAUCAACAGUUUGAGCAGGAAGAGGAGGAGCUGGAGGACAUCUGGAACCACACCAACAGCUACCGUGAGAGUCUAAACUCUGACAUAAUGUAUAAUGGCUACCAGGCCACAUCUUCUCCAGUCCAACACAGGGAACCCUCACCCAAAGAACAAGCAGUGCUCUUCAGGAAGUUGGUCACGGCCUCUGCACCCAACCUUCUUGUGGCGGAGUUCAGACUGCCACCAUCUGUCCAGACUAUGGUGGGUUCUGGGAAGCAGCAGAACCCAAGGGAAGAAAGGCAAAUUCUGGAUAAAGGGGACAGAAGGUCUUGGGCUGCAUUCACUCAACAGGAACAGGUUUACAAACAAGUGGCUGUUAAUGAAACGGCUUCAGAUAUGGUGAAACUACCUGAAAUACAGGACCAGCGAAAGUAUAUCUACCAUUAUAGGGAGGAGGAGGAGGAGGAGGAAACGGGUUUUCUGAAGGACCAGUCCAUGAGCCUCCUGUCUGUUCAUAUGGGAUUGGAUGGGACCAAUGACAAUGAUAUCCAGAGUGGAAGACAAGAACUGGAACUGCCAUCUAUGGAAGGUACACUGGAGAGGAAACACAAACUACAACUGGGUGGAAAGAAGGCACCAUGCAGGGCGUGGAACUCCUAUCAUGCUGUGCUAUACAAACAAACAAUAUGUUUCUAUCAGGACAGGAAAGAUACACUCAAGAGCUGUGUGACCAGCCUUCCUCUGAAUCUAAUUGGAGCGGUGUGUGAACCAUCGCCAGAGUACACCAAAAAACCCAACUGCUUCUGCUUGAGAUUGCGGGACGGAUCUGAGUAUCUCCUCAGUGCAUCAUCCCGAUUCAUGAUGAAGAAAUGGAUCCUCAGAAUACAAGCACACACUGUGUCUAGUGAUUCUCUAGUGAAUAGAUCAACAUGUCAUGGGUCUUCAGCUUCAGCGAUGCUCCCUAGACAUUCUCCUGCUAUCACCGGCUGUCAGUGUGGAGAUAAAUGUCACUGCUCCAUGAGAAAUUAUGUCACCACCACCGUUUUAGCACAGAGUCAGCACGCCUCAGGCCGGACCAAAGAGAUCAUAGUUCACACCAGUGACGCUCUGCAGAUCCACCAAAGGCAUCAGGAUCUGUUGCUCCCCUCAUUCUCAGAUGCGGGUCAUUGUGAGGAUGAGUUCGACUCACAUGGCCAGUCUCUGAGACAGAAACCAUCCUCUAUGUCCACCAUUCAGGGCUGGACCAGCGAAAAGAGACGCUCACACUCCUUUACCUCAGCCACAUAUCAGAGGAUCAAGCCUGUAGCGCCCCCUUCAGGCAAAGGCCAGGACAGCAGCUCCAGCUACUCUGUGACUCUAUUCAUCGGAGAUCGUGAGAUGCCGGCUGUCUGUAAAAGCACAGCGACGGCCUCGCCAAACGGCGUCCGGGAGGAGUCCUCCUCCGAUCUGCCCAUGAGGAGCUACAUGAGCCUCCCGCGACCCCCCAACAAAUCCGUCUUCAGGAAGUUCUUUGGGAAAAAGGAGUGACGGACACUUUCUGUGACACUGCAGGUCAAAGACCCUGACUGACAUGUGCAGGACACAAGUUCAAAACAUUUUUCUUACAUUUAUUUAUGGAUCUGAUGGAGAACCAUUUGUGUAUACUUUUUUGAAUGAGAUCUUGUAUGAUUGUGUUGCUGCAAGAUGUGUAAUGUUCACUCCUUCAAUUUCUCACUUCAUCAGUCGUUUUGAUAUCGGCUCAUGGAUGGUUUAGUCAAAAAUGAAAAUCAUGUCAUCAUUUACUCACCCUCAUGUUGUUCCAAACCCAUAUGACUCUUUCUUUCAUGGAACAUUAUGCAUUUAGCUGCACUUUUAUCCAAAGCAAAUUACAAAGAGGAACAAAAGAAAUGUUACCAAUAGUCGUAAUUUGUAACACCAAAUUAUAACACACAAAUUUGUCAUUUGUUUAUUAGACUAUUGAGAAGCAAGCUAGAGAAUAGGAGAAAUGCAGAGAAGAAAAAGCUGAAAUAUUUAAAGAACAAUGAAGUCUGUCAAGCUCCAAAAAGACAAAAACACGGCACAAAAGUAUUACCAAUUGUGCAUAUGACUCAUCCAAUUGCUCUGAAGUCAUAAAUAGCUUUGUUUGAGAAACGGACCCAAAUUUAAGUCGUUACUCUCUCCAAAAAUCAAACCUGAUUGAGGGCUGUGGGCCAAAAGUAAAUGCAUUAUAUCCAACUAUAUUAUAUUGGUGUAUUAAAUUAUAUUAUGUAUUAUAAAAUAUAUUAUAAUAUACUGGUCUAUUAAAUCCAACAAAAAUGUUUUUUUACAGUUUUUUUUUUUGGCAUUUUCCCCCUUUUUAUUCGGAUAGGAUCGUAUUUAGACAGGAAGCGAAGUGGGAGAAAGAGAGGGGGCAGGGGCGGGAAAGGUCCCCAAGCUGGGACGCCGAAAGCGCAAUAGUGCUACAUGUCAGCACGAUGCCCACGUGGCUAUUGGCGCCAACUCAAUCAAACUAUAUUAUAAUGCAUUAAAUUAAAAAAAUUAAAAAAUAAAAUUAAAAAUUACAAUUUUUUUUAUUAUUAUUUAAAUAUCACUUUUUUUUACUUUUUCAGGAGAAUUCACUCUUUUUAAAUUUCAAUGCAAAAAAAGAAAAGAACAAUAUUUAAGAAUUUUUUUUUUAUAUAAAUAUUAAUUAGAAAUAAUUAAAAAUAUUAAUUAGAAAUAAAGAUCCUCUUGUGAUAUGGCAUGAUAGGCCAAAUCAAAGAUCAUCACUGGUCAAUUUUGGGCAUCUCUGCUCUCUUUAAAUCUUCCCUUGGUGCUUUUUUGUCAUUUUGGAGCACAACUGACCCAGUCCCCUUUUGUUACAUAAAAUGUGUAUCCAAAUCUUCUGGAGGGUCACUUUUUUUGUUGCAGAAUUUAGCGCCAUCACACCUGCCUAGAUGUUUUUAAUCGACUUUAAACACUUGAAUUAACUCGUUCAGGUGUGUUUAAUUAGGCUUGUACCAAAACUCUGUAUGAAAGUGGCUCUCCGUGAAAAGGAUUAAUCAGAAUAUAGUUGUGAAUAUAAUAAGUGAAGAACACAAGAAAAUAGGAACAUCAUGAGGGUGAGUAAUAAUCUAUUCACACCAAAUAUUAUUUCUAUAUUAUAUCAAAACAUUUUAGUUAUAGCUGUCUUCAUUGGUGUGGUGUCUUUCAUUUAUGGAUGAACUCGUCCUUCAACCUCAGCAUUUUCCCAUGCUGAGAUUUCAUUAUUUGCCAGAUAUUUUUCAUGUGUAUAAAUGAGUGCAGUUUGCUGUGGAUGUGAUGACAGCCAUAAAAUACUGCCGUACUGAAUCUACUGAUAUGAGACUUUUGAUACCUAAUGUGUUCAAUGUUCCCACCACAUUCCACUUGAGGUGGUUUUCAGUUCAUGUAUGUUCUGUUUUUGGCGUGGAUUGCAAUUUCUCUGAGGUUUUGGCACAUAUUAUUUGUCAGCUUGUCAUGUUUUUCUGUGUCGGCUGGUUUGAGUUCUGUGUGGUCUUACAGGGUUCGUUCAACCAAAAGUGAAAGCUCUGUCAUUAUUUAUUCACUUGAGGGUGAGUAAAUGUUAACAGUAAUUUACAUUUUUGGCCAACUGUCCCUUUAAUGUGUGUUUUUCCAGACUAAACAUUUGAUUCACGUACUCUAGCGUUGCUUUCUGUAUAACGCAGUGUGUCAGGAUGGUUUUAUAGGAAGAUGUUUUUUACUCUCUGGGUCAUGCAUGAUCUUUUCAGAUUUGAAUGUCUAUGACCAUUUUUUUACACAAUUUAAACAUGUAAUGCAUUAUUUUAGAUAUUUUACAGUGGGAAAUAUGUUCAGAUUGUAAAAAAUCGGUUAAAUUGUGCCUUGAAAAUAAUGUCUUCAUAAGCAUUGUAAGAAAAUAAGGUCAUUACAGCAGUUUGAAUGAGCACAAUGAGUAUUCGCAUUAUGGCUUUUUCUUUUUUCUUUUAAAGAUGUGGCGGAGUCAUAUACAUCCAUAAACUACCAUCCAAUUAUGAGGGUCCAAAAGUAAUAAACUGGAUUAAUAAAUACUGCAGAUUAAGUAUAACUGAAAAAUGCACACAGCAGCAUAUUGCAUUUAUACUCAGCAAAAUAUUCACUUAACAUUCCCUGUUGGUUGCCUUUGGUCUCUGUCUCUAGAUAUGGCUAUUUGUACUUUUUUAAAUUACUUUUAAUGCUUUGUGUGACCUACUGUAUAUUGCAUUUGCAACAAGCAUUUGCAAUCAUUUGCAUUCGUUUGCUGUAUCAAAAAAUCAAUAGCUACAUAAUGGGUCUGAAUUUUUUUUUUCCAUACUUGACUAGAAUAUUAAAUAUUGUAUUGUAUUGCAUUGCAUAUAUAGGAGCCGAUGCUAGAGACCAGAAUAUUGCAGGGACUUUGGUCAGUAUGCAACCACCUAGAAACUGCAUUUCAGGUCAAUUCAAGUCAUGUUUAUUUGUAUUGCGCUUUUCACGAUACACAUCAUUGCUAAAUAGCUUCACAAAAAAUUAAAAAGUUUCUACAUUACGUUUAGGAGUAGUUUAUCAGUGGUGACUAUGUCAAGGUGAUGUCCAUAUGGCAGAAAUUUACAGUUCUCGGAUAGUAAAAAUCAUGCACCCUUAUUUUCUAAUAAUAUUACCAAGGGGUGACAUGUAUAUUGUAAAUAGCAUAGGGCCUAACACUGAUCCUUGCAGUACUUCAUACUUUACUGGUGUUAACUGAGAUGAUUCCCCACUUAAAUAAACAAGUGGUAAUGAUCAGACAUGUAGGAUCUAUCCUAAAGCCUGUCCCUGAAUACCUGUAUAGUUUUAUUAUCGAACUAUGAGUAUGUCAUGAUCUAUAGUGUCGAAUGCAGCACUAAGAUCAAAUAAAAAUAGUACCAAGAUGCA